GUGAUCAUCAGAUCCACCUUUCUACUGAAUGAAGGAUCUAAAAUAAACACCAACUUCAAUUUUUUUUUGACACUGCCUGUUAAAAUGAAUUCUAUGAACCUUGAGAUAAUUGCCUUAGUCGUCGAGUUUUGUGGCUGGGUCCUGGUAUGCUGUACCUUGCCUAUUGACUACUGGAAAUGGUCUGUACUCGAUGGCAACAUCAUUACCACUGCUGUCCUCUGGUGCAACCUCUGGAAAAGCUGCUUCACAGAUUCAACUGGAGUUACUGACUGCAGGGACUUGUCAAGCAUACUGGGACAAGAACGUCACAUCCAAGCUUGCAGAGGCCUUAUGAUUUGUUGUGUGACACUGGGGUUUUUUGGAGCCAUUUUUGCCUUGUUUGGGAUGAGGUGUACAAGGAUUGGGGGAACAGACACCACCAAAGCUAAGACUGCCUGUGUGGCAGGAGGCUGUUACAUAGUUGGAGGUUUGUGCUCUUUGAGUGCAUACUCACUAUAUGCAAACAGAAUAACUGCAAUAUAUUUUGACCCUACUUAUACAGACCAAAAAUAUGAGCUGGGAAGUCCUUUGUUUAUAGGCUGGUCAGGCUCUGUACUCUGCAUUGUAGGUGGAUCAAUUUUCUGUUUAAUAAAUGGAAAAGAUUCUAAGCCAAAAAGGAAUAUUUACAGUUACACUGCAGGAUCAUCAUAUAUCACCCCUAACCCUAAAACUCAAAGGUCCAUGCAGGAGUAUAGAAGCCAAUCAAAAGACUCUAAAACUCAGAGGUCCAUGCAGGAGUAUAGAAGCCAAUCAAAAGAUCCUAAAACUCAGAGGUCCAUGCGGGAGUAUGGAAGCCAAUCAAAAGACUUUGACAGAGAUGCUUACGUUUAACAGGAGAAGAGACUUUGUACAUGGCAGCAAAGAUCACUCUUCCUUAAUGAAUGCACUAUUGCUUACAAUUUACAGUAUGUCAGGUUUUGUAGUCACAUAUGACAAUGUUUGUGUGGUCACACAGGGCGAGAUUUUCAAAGCUAUUUACAGGAAUUCAAACAAUCCAGGCAUUUUAUUUAGGGUUUUAUAAGUAGACUCGUAUUUGUUUUAGAAUUUGCAUUUGUAAUGAUGAUUUGGAAAAAAAAAUAGCUUUCAAGUCCUGGGUAAUCUGGCCCAUAGUGCAUAAUUGCUAUUUAAAUUAUACAUUUCAAACAAUUGGGACUCAUUGUACCAAAUUAUGGGUCUCCCAUA
Polyodon spathula (Mississippi paddlefish) is the source of this 1221-nucleotide messenger RNA. RefSeq names its product claudin-10-like. Gene Ontology annotation, cellular component: plasma membrane; bicellular tight junction. The record is from RefSeq and is a predicted model, not a curated record. Gene Ontology annotation, biological process: bicellular tight junction assembly; cell adhesion. Gene Ontology annotation, molecular function: structural molecule activity. NCBI's taxonomy places the organism in Eukaryota, Metazoa, Chordata, Actinopteri, Acipenseriformes, Polyodontidae. Bases 85 to 870 code for a protein of 261 amino acids. The transcript has 5 exons.